Molecule: messenger RNA, 4069 nt
Organism: Thamnophis elegans (Western terrestrial garter snake)
Lineage: Eukaryota; Metazoa; Chordata; Lepidosauria; Squamata; Natricidae
Gene: DYRK2
Product: dual specificity tyrosine phosphorylation regulated kinase 2
Exons: 3
Coding region: 1188-3017 (609 amino acids)
Biological process (GO): peptidyl-threonine phosphorylation; peptidyl-serine phosphorylation
Cellular component (GO): nucleus
Molecular function (GO): protein serine/threonine/tyrosine kinase activity; ATP binding; protein serine/threonine kinase activity
Source: RefSeq, a predicted model, not a curated record
UUUAUGGCAACUGUUGUCCAUAACCUGAGAGCAUUCCAUUUCUUUCUUCCUUUCUUCCCUUUCUUUAGUGUCAUCUGUAUUAUCUUUCAUUACUUUCCUAUUCUCUUCUUUUCUUUGGUGUUCCCUUUUAUCUCAAAAAAGGAAGGCUUCCCUUUGCAAGAAUGCCAUGGUGGAGGAAAUUUCUGAGAGAAGCUGGAUGGGGUAGAAAUUGUUAUGUCCCACCAAUAAGAGUACAUGGCAGGUGACAAGCCUCUCUUUGCACUAAAGGCCAUGGAAACAAGACUAGAGGCCGAAAUGGCUGAGAUUUCCGACAUAUUGGCUCUAGGCGAGGGUGCAUUAAACAUGAGGAGGGAGCUGGCCAUCUGAACUCCUCUGCCCGGGAGGGGUGAUGGUGGAAGGAUCCUCCAGCAUCGCCAUUGCAGGGCCUGCGCUCCUUCUCUCUUCCUGGGUCCCCUCCCGCUUUUCUGAAGAGGGGAGGGUCGCUUCUGCUGCUCAUCCGAGCUGAGGACAGCUGCAGUCCUCGGGGGGGAGGAGGAGGGCCCAGACAGGCUCCCGGCCGACAGCGCCGUGGGGCGGAGACUGGUUUUGGCGGAGCCUCAAGCCCAUUUUUUUUAAAAAGCGAAAGUGUCGUGGGGGGCGCGCAGGGGCGUCUGAACGGGCUCGCGCGGCUGCGUGGGAGGAGAGGGCAAAAGGAGAACGGGGAGGGAGGGGGAGGGGAGAGGCCGGCGGUCUGUGCCCGUCCCUCCGAAGGGAGGGGAGGAAGCGGGGUGGCUGGGUGGGCGGAGGGGGCUGUUUUCUGUUCCUCCACCGCUGUUGUUUAACGGGAGGGACCGGGGAUCCUGGAAACUGGCGAGGUGAUGCGUUUCGGGCGGGGGACGGCGGCGGCGUUCCUGCUGCUGCCGCCGCCGUCUCUGGAACCGCUGGAGAAGGAAGACGAGGAAGAGGCGGUGGCAGCGGGGGCUGGGAUCAAGGAGAGCUGGUGCCCGGCGGGCCCGGGCUCGGCGGCGACGGAUGCCGCGGAGGGACGUGCGGCUGCCCGGCGUAGCUGCUCUUUUCUGGAAGACGGCUGCCUUCGGAAAGACGGUGGGGACCGCCGGUCGCGGAGGCCGAACCCCAGAGGCGGCCGCGAUCCGGAGAAGUCGCGGCAGCCCUGAAAUGUAUUCCCCUUUCCCUCCCCGUCAGCGGCCAUGUUAACCACCAGGAAACCGUCUGCCGCCAGCGUCGCUGCGGUUAGUGCCGGUGGAGCUGCCUCGGCCGCCGCUUGCCCAGCCGGGAGCAGGGGAGGAGGAGGAGAAAGCAGCCGCCAGUUCCAGUCUUCCCCAGGGAUCGGGGCUGGACGAACUUCCCGGACGGGCGCUGGGAUCGGACCGCCGUCCCCGAUCGCUUUGCCGCCGCUGAAGUCCAGCAGCGCAGCCCACACGGUUGGUGGAAAUAAGCACACCAUGAAUGAGCAUCUACAUGUUACCAGCCAUGGGCAGAUCCAACAGCUCUUUGAAGAUAAUAGUAACAAAAGGACAGUUCUAUCCACACAACCAAAUGGGCUUGCAACAGUAGCAAAAUCAGGACUGCCAGUGGUACAAGAUAGACAACUUGAGAGCUGUCAUAGGCGUCAGGGAAGCUCCAACUCCUUGAAAUCUACUGAAGGGCCAGGAAAGUUAAAAGCUACUCCCAUGACUCCCGAUCAAGCAAUGAAGCAAUACGUGCAAAAGCUAACAGCCUUUGAGCAUCAUGAGAUCUUCAGCUACCCUGAAAUAUAUUUCUUGGGUCCAAAUGCAAAGAAAAGGCAAGGUGUCAUUAGUGGUCCAAACAAUUGUGGAUAUGAUGAUGACCAGGGAUCUUAUGUACAAGUACCCCAUGAUCAUAUAUCAUACAGAUAUGAAGUUCUUAAAGUUAUAGGGAAAGGAAGUUUUGGACAAGUGGUAAAGGCAUAUGAUCACAAGAUGCAUCAACAUGUUGCUCUGAAGAUGGUGAGAAAUGAGAAGCGUUUUCACCGCCAAGCUGCAGAAGAGAUUAAAAUUCUGGAGCACCUUAAAAAACAGGAUAAAGAUAAUAACAUGAAUGUUAUACACAUGCUGGAGAACUUCACAUUCCGCAACCAUAUAUGUAUGACAUUUGAGUUGCUGAGCAUGAACCUUUAUGAGCUCAUUAAGAAAAAUAAAUUUCAGGGCUUUAGCCUGCCUUUGGUUCGCAAAUUUGCCCACUCCAUUUUGCAGUGCUUGGAUGCUUUGCACAAAAACAGAAUAAUUCACUGUGACCUUAAACCAGAAAACAUUCUGUUAAAACAACAGGGUAGGAGUGGUAUUAAAGUGAUUGAUUUUGGCUCUAGCUGUUAUGAGCACCAGCGCGUCUAUACAUAUAUCCAAUCACGUUUUUACCGUGCUCCUGAAGUCAUCCUUGGUGCUCGAUAUGGGAUGCCAAUAGAUAUGUGGAGCCUGGGCUGCAUUCUUGCUGAACUCUUAACAGGAUAUCCUCUCUUACCAGGAGAAGAUGAAGGAGAUCAGCUGGCUUGUAUGAUAGAACUUUUGGGUAUGCCUUCCAGGAAACUACUGGAUUCAUCAAAAAGAGCAAAGAAUUUUGUGAGCUCCAAGGGCUACCCCCGAUAUUGUUCCAUUACUACCUUGUCAGAUGGUUCUGUUGUGCUUAAUGGUGGACGUUCCAGGCGGGGCAAAGUGCGUGGCGCCCCAGAGAGCAGAGAAUGGGGGAGUGCAUUGAAAGGAUGUGAUGAUCCGCUCUUCCUCGAUUUCUUGAAACAGUGUUUAGAGUGGGAUCCAAUGCUGCGUAUGACACCCAGUCAGGCUUUACGGCAUCCCUGGCUAAGGAGACGUUUGCCAAAGCCGCCAACUGGGGAGAAGACUUCAGCAAAAAGAAUCACAGAAAGCACUGGUGCUAUCACAUCCAUUUCCAAGUUACCUCCAACUUCAAACUCAGCUUCAAAACUGAGAACUAAUCUGGCACAGAUGACGGAUGCCAAUGGGAAUAUUCAGCAGAGGACAGUGUUGCCAAAGCUUGUGAGCUGAGGUUUGAAUAAUCUAAUGCUGAUUAAAAGAAAGGGAGAGAGAGAGAGAGAGAGAUUGCGCAAUUAUGUCACUGAGCCUUAUUCACAUGAAAAAGAAGCUCAGAUUUCUAUUUUUAUUUGAUCAAUAUCUUUAAACAUUUGUAUUUUUUUCAUUGAUUACUUUAAAUGUGUUAAGCACGGUUUUGAUUUUAUAAAAAAACAACAUGGGGAUAAUGCUUUAAGUUUUUACACUUUUUUAAAUGAAAUGUUUCUCUUGUAAACAACAAUUAGCCUUAUCAUGAAAUUUGUAUGGCACAACGAGGUGUCAGUGGCAGGCCACUGGUAACUAUCUAAGCUUGAUCUUUUUAGCUAGGUGAGGAAAAGAAGAGUAAAUUCCUUUUCCUCAUCAUGGCUUUCUUAGGAGUGAAUUUUAAUACUUUCUUAUCAUUGCUUUUGUUAUAGCAGUAGGCAUCAUUCCUAUAAGCAUUUAUUCAUAUUUUCAUGCAAUGAUCUAGAAAAUAUUCAGGGCUACAAGUGAGGUUUUGCAUGGCUGUUUGUGGUUCUGUCGGUAGUAUGGAUUAUUUACAGAAUGGCACAUAACAUUGUUAAAAUAUCCCAAUAGAGCAUCCACAAAGGGCUUACUUCAUGCUCAUAACAUUCCUUUAACAAUUCUCUAUCAAAUAUCCAGGAAGAAAUACUGAAAUUUGAUGCAAAGUUUCUGAAGAUACAAUAUUUACAUUUAAAAAACCCAAACUUAUUCCACUAUUUAGCCAAUGUAAAAGUAAACAUUUAUAGCAUGAAAAUGUGCUAUUUGGCAUAUUUAUGAACCUCAGAGAACAGUCCUGAAUCUGUUCAUUUGGAAAUAAUUUCCACUCCUUUAAUGGAAUUUGUAAAAAUAAUAAAGGUAGGAUAAAAAUAAAUUUUAAAAAAUAGGGAUCGAGCUUAAAUACUUUAGACUGCAACUCACUCAGCUGUUCCUCUGAAUUAAAUUAGACUUAUUACUGAAUAAGGUAAAGGUUCCCCUCACACAUAUGUCCUAGUCGUUCCAGACUCUAUGGGGUGAUGCUCAUUUCC